Mirounga angustirostris (Northern elephant seal) is the source of this 2389-nucleotide messenger RNA. It is a transcript of the gene RRN3, whose product is annotated as RRN3 homolog, RNA polymerase I transcription factor. The record is from RefSeq and is a predicted model, not a curated record. The transcript has 18 exons. Lineage: Eukaryota; Metazoa; Chordata; Mammalia; Carnivora; Phocidae. The coding region runs from base 70 to 2019 and encodes 649 amino acids. Gene Ontology annotation, molecular function: RNA polymerase I core binding; RNA polymerase I general transcription initiation factor activity. Gene Ontology annotation, biological process: transcription initiation at RNA polymerase I promoter. Gene Ontology annotation, cellular component: nucleus.
UGGGGGGGGAGAUGCCAGGAGGAGCACGACUUCCGGUGCGAGGCGCAGUCGUCGCGCCUGUCCGGCCCAAUGGCGGCCCCGCUGCUUCACACGCGGUUGCUCGGAGAUGCGGCCGCUUCGGCCUCUGCAGGCAAGACGCUGGGCGCGACGAGGACUGGGCUUUCAGAUAUGCUCACUUUGGAGAAUGAUUUCUUCAAUUCUCCCCCAAGAAAAACUGUUCGGUUUGGUGGAACUGUGACAGAAGUCUUGCUGAAAUACAAAAAGGGUGAAACAAAUGACUUUGAGUUGUUGAAGAACCAGCUGUCAGAUCCAGAUAUAAAGGAUGACCAGAUCAUUAACUGGCUGUUAGAAUUCCGUUCUUCCAUCAUGUACUUGACUAAAGAGUUUGAGCAGCUUAUCAGUAUUUUAUUGAGAUUGCAGUGGUUGAAUAGAAGUCAGACAGUGGUGGAGGAGUAUUUGGCUUUUCUUGGUAAUCUUGUAUCAGCACAGACUGUCUUCCUUAGACCAUGUCUCAGCAUGAUUGUUUCUCAUUUUAUACCUCCCCGAGUGGUCAUUAAGGAAGGUGACGUCGAUGUUUCAGAUUCUGAUGAUGAAGACGAUAAUCUUCCUGCCAAUUUUGACACAUGUCACAGAGCCUUGCAGAUAAUAGCAAGAUAUGUCCCCUCGACACCGUGGUUUCUUAUGCCAAUAUUGGUGGAAAAAUUUCCAUUUGUUCGAAAAUCAGAGAGAACAUUGGAAUGUUAUGUUCAUAAUUUACUAAGGAUUAGUGUAUAUUUUCCAACCUUGAGGCAUGAAAUUCUGGAGCUUGUGAUCGAGAAGCUACUCAAGUUGGAUGUGAAUGCAUCCCGGCAGGAUAUUGAGGAUGCUGAAGAAGCAGCCAUUCAGACUGGUAGCGGGCCAGACGCCACCGAAGGACUCUUCAAUAUGGAUGAGGAUGAAGACACUGACGCGAAGGCUGACCCGCAAAGACUCGAUCACAUGGUCCAUCCUGUAGCCGAGCGCCUGGACAUCCUGCUGUCUUUGCUGCUGUCCUACAUCAAGGAUGUCUGCUACGUAGAUGGCAAGGUAGAUAACAACAAAACAAAGGAUUUAUAUCGAGAUCUCAUAACCAUCUUCGACAAACUCCUGUUGCCCACCCACGCCUCCUGCCAUGUACAGUUUUUCAUGUUUUACCUCUGCAGUUUUAAAUUGGGAUUCGCAGAAGCAUUUUUGGAACAUCUCUGGAAAAAAUUGCAGGAUCCAAAUAAUCCUGCCAUCAUCAGGCAAGCUGCUGGAAAUUAUAUUGGAAGCUUUUUGGCAAGAGCUAAAUUUAUUCCUCUUAUUACUGUAAAGUCAUGCCUCGAUCUUUUGGUUAACUGGCUGCACAUAUACCUUAAUAAGCAGGAUUCAGGAACAAAGGCAUUUUGUGACGUUGCUCUCCACGGACCAUUUUAUUCAGCCUGUCAAGCUGUGUUCUACACUUUCGUUUUUAGACACGAGCAGCUUUUAAGUGGAAAUCUGAAAGAAGGUUUGAGAUACCUUCAAAGUCUAAAUUUUGAACGUAUAGUGAUGAGCCAGCUAAAUCCCCUGAAGAUUUGUCUGCCUUCAGUAGUUAACUUUUUUGCUGCAAUCACAAGCAAAUACCAGCUGGUCUUCUGCUACACCAUCAUCGAGAGGAAUAAUCGCCAGAUGCUGCCGGUCAUUAGAAACACGGCUGGCGGGGACUCGGUGCAAACCUGCACAAACCCACUUGACACCUUCUUCCCCUUCGAUCCUUGUGUGCUUAAGAGGUCAAAGAAAUUCGUCGAUCCUGUUUAUCAGAUAUGGGAAGACAUGAGUGCAGAAGAGCUUCAGGAGUUCAAGAAGCCCAUUAAAAAGGAGGUGGUGGAAGAUGAGGAUGAUGAUUUUUUGAAAGGUGAAGUUGGGAUCACUCCGAGCUCCUUUGACACGCAUUUCCGAAGUCCCUCGAGUAGUGUGGGCUCCCCUCCUGUGUUGUAUCUGCCAGACCAGUCCCCUCUGAUUGCAAGGAUUUGUGAUUGAGACGAGCAUUCCUCCUCAUCGUGCCCUUCAGUACCAGGGCUCACCCUGUUUCGACUAGAGCGAGGACAUGCCUCAGGCAUCUUACUUUCAAGGUAGACCUACUCUAGUGUCUGGACGGACGUGGUUUUUUUCUUUUUUGCUCCCCUCCAGACAAAAGGAAAAGACUGGAUAUCAUGUGCAAUAUUUUAGAAUGGAGUUGAUGAUAAAUGUUGAAGGCUUGGUUCUUUGUUUAAUGUAUAUUUUAUUUCUCUUACAGCUUUCUGACAUCAUUGUGAAAUUUCUAAUAUUGGCAACAGCCUGUUUUAACCGAUUGCAUUUUUCACACAGGUUUUGUCUGAGCCGUAGUCACAGGACUGUGUUGAUCUGAUUU